AUGGACCACCACCAGCAGCAGAAACAGCAGCAACAGAAACAGCAGCAACAGAAACAGCAGCAGCAAAUACAGCAGCAUGACAAGGGACAGGACAGCAUGAAGCUGUUCAGAUCGGGUCUUGCAGGUGCGCAGGAUGAUGAUGACCUCUGCCACGAGUGGCACAAGUUCUCCUCCGAGGUAAAUGGGGAAUCGUUGACGAACUCACUUGACACAGCACUGGCAUACGAUAAACCAGGGGCAGUGGAGGGACCUUCCCAGGUUUCAAAACCGAAUUCCAUCCGGUCUCGCCGAACGGUGUGUGGUUUCUUUUCCUCAAAUCAACCACCACCCGUUAAGCAGAUGAACGUUCGACUUCCCGAGCUGGAUCUCCCGAAGUUCAGUGGUCGUUUGGAGGACUGGUGCGUCUUUCGUGAUUCCUUCGAAUCAGCUGUAGGUUCCCGGAGUGACAACGGCGCAGUCGAGAAGAUGCACUAUCUCAAGGGUCUCGUCCAAGGAGAAGCAGCAAGCACCCUCGACCCGAUUAAAGUCAGCGAGCAGGGCUACAAGGACGCUUGGAGGACACUCAAGCUUCGGUUCGAGAAUAAGCGGCACCUCAUCAAGUGUCACUUAAAGACGCUGUUCGACACUCCGGCGAUGCGCGAGGAAUCAUCCGAGUGA
Messenger RNA from Ochlerotatus camptorhynchus, 657 nucleotides. Its product is annotated as signal transducer and activator of transcription C-like. Bases 1 to 657 code for a protein of 218 amino acids. The transcript has 3 exons. The record is from RefSeq and is a predicted model, not a curated record. NCBI's taxonomy places the organism in Eukaryota, Metazoa, Arthropoda, Insecta, Diptera, Culicidae.